Pogonomyrmex barbatus (red harvester ant) is the source of this 2643-nucleotide messenger RNA. RefSeq lists its product as uncharacterized. The record is from RefSeq and is a predicted model, not a curated record. Gene Ontology annotation, biological process: negative regulation of transforming growth factor beta receptor signaling pathway. Lineage: Eukaryota; Metazoa; Arthropoda; Insecta; Hymenoptera; Formicidae. Gene Ontology annotation, cellular component: early endosome membrane; Golgi membrane. Gene Ontology annotation, molecular function: R-SMAD binding.
ACGACCGCCUCGCGGAUUCUCAUCGCACGGCAGGGGAUAGCGAGAGCCACCACGGGGGCGGGGGUGGGCUUGCCCCUGCUUCUUCUCGUUGUUGCUCUUCUCGACGAUUUGACGCGCGCGACGACGGCCGCGUCGGUGGUACCGCAGCCGCUGGAUAGCGUCCACCCAGCCGAUGCUACUACGCCCGUUCAUCUGCCGCCGUCGCUAUCAUCCGAUUAUCCGUUCGCGCCGCGCCCAUUCCGGAGGGCGAUCGAGUGCGCGUCCAGCCCUAACGAGGUCGGUUCCGAAGGUCACGCGAAUCGGGGAACUCUGGAUCAUCUUACAUUGGCGACGCGCCUUUCACCUUCGUCCGCGCCGCCAUUAACGUCGCCCCUGUCAUUAACGUCGCCGCUAUUGUCGUCGCCGCCGCCUCCGACGUUAUCAAGACCGCCGUCGUCUUUAACGUCGCUGAAUACCAUCGUCGUCAGGCAUCAAGAUCUUUACAUUUUGACGCCGAGUCGUGACAACGAGAACGAAGAGGUAGCAGCGCGACGAGGAAGAGCGAAGCGAGUACCGAUAAGCAAGAGAUCGAAGCUGAAAGAUCAACCCUUCCCGAACUUUAUCAACCCUUGGCCGGAGGCAUGGCGACGCGUUAACCAACACCCUCCGCAAUCUCGCAGAGUGGAAUCCGCGUCAUCGAUUGACGAAGGGAUUCGCUCUGCAGUCCAGACUUUCACUCCGCCAUUAGAGCCCGUCUUCAAGUUCGGAGAAUCGAUAUUGCGUCCGGAGAGCUCCUUGAGAGAUAUUCUACUUCGCGAAAGUGCUUCGAGGACAACGGCGACGACGACGACGACGGCGGUGGCGACGACGAGAACGAUCACGCGGAACAUCGCGUACCCCGAUGCGACUCAAAGAGGUCAUGGAAGCACCAUAUCCGAAAGAAAUGACAUCGAGAGAGUGACUCAAGACCGAGUGGAAGGUGAUAAGAGCGGAAAGAGGUUGGCGCUCGUGGGGAACGAGGAUAAUGGUGCAGUCGUAGGUGGUGGUGGUAGUGUCAUCGAGUGGACCACGACAACAGUCGCCGGGCCGAUGUCAUCGUCGCGGUCGACGUUCUCCGGAGACGAUGUGCAGGUGGCCGAGCGUGUAAGAGUGCGCGCGAGUUCUCAACGAAACUCAUCGAAGGGCGAGGAAGACGACGACGAGGAGCAGGUCAAGGUCACCAUCGCGCACAAUACCGAAGAUUCGUUUGCAUCGUCAACGACGACGACGACGACGACGACGACGACGACGACGCAACGUCCACCACUGACUCAAGACACCUCUAUGGAAGCACUGGGUGCAAGCGGCUACAUCGUCUCGGCGGCGCUCGUGCUGAUAGUCGGAGCACUGGUGGGUGUCCUGGCGACGAUAUCGCGUCAUCUUCAUCAUCGUCGGCUGUUGGUGCACGAGCCGGUUCCUCCCGGCUCAGCUUCCUCCGCUUCUGCCGCGAUUCUCCACCAUCGGCACCAGCAUCAUCGUCACCGUCAUCGUCGUGAGGAGCCACCGCCGCCGCCAUUACAGCGCUGUCUUCUACUGCAGGAUCAUUAUCGUUAUCCUGAUAUAUCCAUGCUGUCGGUGAGCCAAGGAAUGGAGGUCGGCAGCAGCGGACGUGGUGCAUCGGCGGAAGAUGACCCGACCGCCGGUGCGGUCGGCGGUGGAGUCGGUGGCGGCGGCGGCGGCGGCGGCGGCGGCGAUGGCGAUGAUGCCAGAAGGCGUCGAGAUAUACAGGCGGUGAUGAUCGCCGCGGCGAGGGACCGCGCGAUCCGCGCGGAAAGCGUCCGGCAUGAUCUCGCUCUCAAUCUGCCGCCGCGGCUCGAGCUCCCGGACGGCGAGGAGCAUCCGUACGGAGCGCAUCCGGAUCUUCACCUCCGCAAUCAGGAACAGGAGAGCGAGAUUUAUCAGAAGUGCGUGCGGGCGCCGCCAAAUCGCACGGUGUUUGACAGCGAGAGUCCGCCGCCUUACCGGACGCCCAGUAGCAGCCAGCACCUCCACCCGGGAUUGCUCGACAUGCCCGGCGAUCGGGUGACGCGGAGUCAGAGCCCUAGCAGCAGCAAUUUGCUAUUGAACACCGCACGCUCGAUGUUCAAGAUGUUCCCGAGCCAUACGACGCCGUCGUCGACGUCGAUGCCGGUCAGCAAACCGCCCUUUUCCAGUUAUUCCGAGUCCAGUAGUAACGUGAGCAGUAAUCUGAGCAGUAGCAAUCUGUCCAACAUCACCGUGGUGCCCUGCGAAACCGAUGAAAGCCGGCAAGAGCAGCAGCAGCAGCAGCAGCAGCAGCAGCAACAGCAACCCCAGCAACAGCAAUUCCAUCAGAAGGUCUGAUCCGCGGCGUCCUUCUUCCUUGACGCCGUUGUCGUCAUUGUCGCGGCUGCAUCGUCCGGCCUCGAGAACGAGCGAUGGUUCUCGAGAUUGUUCUGCGCGACUGCAACGACAACGACGAUAUCCUUCAAGACUGACUUACGGGAGAUGUUUCAACAUGGGAUAAAUCCUAUCGGUCAUGUUCCAUCGUGUUCAGCAACGUGUAUUGCAAAUACGCGAGAGAGGAUACUAUCCUCCUGGCCGAUGAUAUCCUCGUUGGAUCGUUCUUCCAGCGUUCUUCUAUAAUGAGAGAAAGAGAGAGAGAGA